AUGAGUGAAAUGUUUAGCAGGGUUUUAGAGCAAAAAGGAAAUUUUAACAAUUAUGAUUUUUCACAGGAUGAACCAAAGCCUCAUUCGUGUUUGCAAGAAGUGACAUUAUGUCCAAAAUUGGAGCCAAGCAUUGAAACUACAAGUUACGAAGAGUAUAUAAAUUUAGUGAAAUACAUUAAUGGAGUUUUGCCCAAGGAAUAA
Debaryomyces tyrocola is the source of this 201-nucleotide messenger RNA. The record is from the annotation of a GenBank genome assembly. Lineage: Eukaryota; Fungi; Ascomycota; Pichiomycetes; Serinales; Debaryomycetaceae.